AAAGAAGUGAAACCCGACUCUCGCUUCCAGUUCAAACUUGAUUCCAAGGGAAAUGACUCCUACUCCGCUAUUCUACAAAUUAAGGACCUUGCCGACAGCGAUGCCGGAGGCUAUCGAUGUGCUAUCGUCAACCCUCACGGAAAGGGAAAUGCAAACUUCAACUUGAAGCUCACGGGUUUCUCUUCUCCUACUUUCGUGGAGAAGCCGCAAAUAUCCUCGCGCGAUGACGGCCAAGUGAUGGUUAUGGAGUUUCGCGCUAAGUCGAUUCUCAAGCCCACCUUCGUUUGGCACAAGGUCUGUCCUUUUUGCUCUUAUCGUGAGCGCAAUGUUUUGUCACCUGCAGAGGAGAAAAAGUGUUUUUAG
This is a messenger RNA of Cylicostephanus goldi, 363 nucleotides long. Lineage: Eukaryota; Metazoa; Nematoda; Chromadorea; Rhabditida; Strongylidae. The record is from the annotation of a GenBank genome assembly.